AUGUCCCUGAACGCGCAUGACCUCGCACAGCUUCGAGCUGCCCUGCAAGAUGCAGUGGUGAAGUGCUCGGAGCGCUGCCUCUACCAGUCAGCAAAGUGGGCCGCCGAGCUUCUCGAUGCCAUACCAGACCCCUCGCACGAGGCACAGCCAGACGAAUCCCCUCCUCCUUCGGUACCCGUUGUUCUGACCGCCAAUCCGGACCCCGACGAGGCCCUUCUUGAAGCGAAGGAAGUCAACAAAUACCUGCUCGCCAAGUCCUUCUUCGACUGCCGCGAGUUUGACCGAUGCGCCGCCGUCUUUCUCCCAGACUCCAUGCUGCCGGGCAUAAUAGACCCGAAGCGUGAGAGUGUCGGCGGCACACCUAGCGGCAAGGGCAAAUCGAGAGCCUCGCAUGAUGAUGCGCCGGCCACUGUCGACGGUGGUGCGUUGCCCAAUCUGAGCCAGAAGAGCCUGUUCCUGGCGCUGUACGCCAAGGUCAUGUCGGGCGAGAAGCGCAGAAACGAGGACUCGGAGAUGGUUAUGGGCCCCCAGGACCUCGGCACCGUCGUCAACAAGCAACUCCUACCUGUGGGCCGCUUCCUCAGCCGCUGGUUCGAGCAGCGGACCACGGAGGAUGGCGAUGUUCUCGGCUCCCAGGGCUGGCUCGAGUACCUUCUGGCCAACUCUCUGGACCAGCUUCUCGGCAUCUUCCCGACCUCCGCAUUCCUCCUCACCUGCAACGCCCUCCUCGCCUACCACGCCAAAGAUCUCGCAGCUGCCGAGCAGCACUUUAGCCGCCUCCUGUCGCUCCACCCCUAUCGCUUGGACUCGCUCGACCACUACUCGAAUAUUCUCUACGUCAUGGAGCUGAGGCCGAAACUUGCCUUCAUAGCUCAUCUGUGCUCGAAUAUCGACCGCUUCCGUCCAGAGUCCUGCGUCGUCGUCGGAAACUACUACUCUCUUCUGUCCAUGCACGAAAAGGCUGUGCAGUAUUUCCGCCGCGCCCUGACGUUGGAUCGCACGUGUCUGUCGGCGUGGACGCUGAUGGGCCACGAGUACGUCGAGCUGAAAAACACGCACGCGGCCAUCGAGUCGUACCGCCGAGCCGUGGACGUCAACCGCCGGGAUUACCGGGCGUGGUAUGGCCUCGGCCAGACGUACGAGGUGCUGGAAAUGCACACGUACAGUCUGUGGUAUUACAAAAAGGCCGCCGGUCUGCGCCCGUGGGACGCCAAAAUGUGGGUGGCCGUCGGGUCCUGCCUGCAGAGGAUGGGCAGGGAACGGGAGGGCAUCAAGGCUCUCAAGCGGGCCCUGCUCGCCGACGCAUACUACGACGUGGGGAGCAGUUUCGGAAGCGGGGAUAUCCUCAGCGGACGGGGCGCAACGGGCCACAUGGACCCGGACGUGCUCUUCCAGAUUGCAUUCAUGUACAACGAGAUGGGCGACAUGGACGAGGCAAAGUCGUACAUGGAGCUCUGCGUCGCACAAGAGGACGGGGGAGCCGGGGAAACGGCGCUGACAGAAUCCAUAGCGAUACACAACGACUCCCCUGGCGCAUCCGACGACGAGGACGGCCAGGACCGCGAGAGCGCGGCGCGCGAAGGAACGGGCGUCACGGCGGCAACGAGCCGUGCGCGCAUGUGGCUCGCGCGGUACGCCAUGGACACGAAUGACUAUGAGGCGGCCGACAAGCUGGCGACAGAGCUCACGCAGGACGGAUAUGAAGUGGAAGAGGCCAAGGCCCUUGUCAGGGAGGCGCGGUCCCGACUGGUGGGAUAUGAGGAACAGGUCCUCAGCCCAUGA
Molecule: messenger RNA, 1782 nt
Organism: Verticillium alfalfae VaMs.102
Lineage: Eukaryota; Fungi; Ascomycota; Sordariomycetes; Glomerellales; Plectosphaerellaceae
Product: anaphase-promoting complex subunit 8
Exons: 3
Coding region: 1-1782 (593 amino acids)
Biological process (GO): cell division
Cellular component (GO): anaphase-promoting complex
Molecular function (GO): protein binding
Source: RefSeq, a predicted model, not a curated record